AUGAUUGCCAAGCUCGGUUCGCCGUUGGGUGCUCCGUCCCUGGUGGCCACGGCGGCCCAGUUUAGGAACCGACUGCCCACCCAGUUCCGACGGGCCCUCCCCAUCUACAUCGCCGCCGUUUGCCUGAUCCUCUUCAUCUUCAAUCUCAACCUCUUCCAAACGAGCGGACGGGUACCCCUCAGCCGGGCGCCCGUGUUGGGGUCGAGCGCAGACAAGGUCAGGCCCGAUUUUCCGAGAAAGAUCUGGCAGACGUGGAAGGUGAACCCGCUCAAGUUCGAGGAGCGCGACCUCAACACGGCGCGGUCAUGGGUUGGAAAGAACCCCGACUACCGAUACGAGGUCCUGACCGACGACAAUGACCUGCGCUACGUCGAAUACCACUUCGGCCCGGAUGGCUUCAACCGGCCUGAUAUCGUCAACUUUUACCGCGACGUGAAGGCUGCCAUCGUCAAGGCCGACCUCCUGCGAUACAUGAUUAUGUACGCUGAGGGCGGGUUGUAUGCCGACAUCGAUGUCGAAGCGCUCAAGCCGCUGUCCAAGUUCAUCCCGGAAAGAUAUGCGGAGAAGGACAUUGAUAUGGUCAUCGGCGUCGAGAUCGACGAGCCCGACUGGAAAGACCACCCGAUCCUUGGUCCCAAGUCGCGUUCGUUCUGCCAGUGGACCUUCAUGUGCAAGCCGCAACUGCCUGUGAUGAUGAGGCUGAUUGAGAAGAUCAUGUCAUGGCUCAACGGCGUGGCAAAGGAGCAAGGCGUCUCGCUCGCCGAGGUCGAUCUUGAUUUUGACCAGAUCAUCAGCGGCACCGGGCCAUCGGCUUUCACCGAGGCCAUCAUGAUCGAGAUGGAUCUGCACAAGGAGGACCCCCGGACGAAGAUCGACUGGAAUCUGUUCCACGAUCUCGAUGAGUCCAAGGUCGUAAGUCGGGUGCUGGUCCUCACGGUCGAGGCCUUUGCAGCUGGCCAGGGUCACUCGCACUCUGGAAACCACGAAGCCAGGGCGGCUCUCGUUAGGCACCACUACCACGCGUCCAACUGGCCCAGCAGGCACCCCCGCUACAGCCACCCGGCGUAUGGUGAGGUAGAGAGGUGCAACUGGGCCCCCGACUGCAAGAAGAAGGAAGAGGAAGAAAAGAAGAAGAAGCAGAAAGAAGCCUCGGAAAGGAAGAAGAAGGAGGCGGAAGAGGCGUCACGGAAAAAGAAGGAGGAAGAGGAGGCGGCGUCGCGCCAGAAGAAGGAAAACGAGGAGGCUGAGGCUGAGAAGGAGAAGGAGAAGCAAGGAGCUGACAAGGGUCAGGAGGGAGCUGAGGCGCCACAGCAGGAGAAGAAGUCUGGGUGGUUCUCGUGA
This is a messenger RNA of Chaetomium globosum CBS 148.51, 1341 nucleotides long. RefSeq lists its product as uncharacterized. Gene Ontology annotation, cellular component: mannan polymerase complex. Gene Ontology annotation, biological process: protein N-linked glycosylation. Gene Ontology annotation, molecular function: alpha-1,6-mannosyltransferase activity. NCBI's taxonomy places the organism in Eukaryota, Fungi, Ascomycota, Sordariomycetes, Sordariales, Chaetomiaceae. The transcript is spliced from 2 exons. The record is from RefSeq and is a predicted model, not a curated record. Bases 1 to 1341 code for a protein of 446 amino acids.